This is a messenger RNA of Colias croceus (clouded yellow), 1018 nucleotides long. Its product is annotated as zinc finger protein 41-like. Lineage: Eukaryota; Metazoa; Arthropoda; Insecta; Lepidoptera; Pieridae. The record is from RefSeq and is a predicted model, not a curated record. Gene Ontology annotation, biological process: regulation of transcription by RNA polymerase II. Bases 5 to 1012 code for a protein of 335 amino acids. The transcript has 2 exons. Gene Ontology annotation, molecular function: RNA polymerase II cis-regulatory region sequence-specific DNA binding; DNA-binding transcription factor activity.
UAAAAUGAGAAACAUAAAGGAUCUUAUUUAUUUAUUGAUCGAUACAAAAAUAUCUAAGUUAACUUGUUUUAUGUGUUUCAAGCAAUGUGAGGAAAUGAUGGAUAUUUAUGAUCGUAUUCAUAUUGAGAGUGAAUGGUUUUCUACUACAUUGAGUAUAAAAGCUAUGUCAGAAUACAUUUUUCCAUUGCAAAAUGUAAUUCUCACACAAGCAUGUGAUGGCUGCGUAGAUAUGCUUAUAAGUACUUACAUUAGAAUAAGAAGAAAAGAAUACAUGGAAAAAUACCUAAAACUUAUAACUAUUAAGAUCAAUGAACAAUUAAGUAAGCCUCUAAUUUCCAAUCAAAAAUUAUAUAUUGCGACAGAUUUGACAAACAACUCAAAAGUUAAAUGUAAUGAAGAUUCUGUAAAUAAUGAUAUUGGCCAAGAUUUUGAGGAAUCAAAUGAAAUUGAAAAAGAAGAAUGUUGCCCUAUCUGUUAUAAAUCUUUACUUAAAAAGAAAUUAAAAGCUCACAUGCGGCUACACAAGCAUAGGAAACGGAAGACUUAUAGUUGUGAUGUAUGUGAUUAUAAAACUAAAUGUAGAACAACAUUGGAGGGCCAUAAAAAUAAUAAACACUAUCAAAAACGACCUCACAAAUGUGGUACUUGUGAAAAAAGUUUUUACACAAAAAGUGCCCUAGCCGAACAUAUAAAAACACACAAACAAACAAAAGAUAUUAUUUGUGAGAUCUGUGGAGAUAGUUUUUAUCAUAGAAAAAGUUUAAAAGACCAUUUAAAACUGCAUUCAGAUGAUAAAACAUUUGAAUGUCAUGUCUGUAACCAUAGAUUUGUAAAUCUUAGUAGAGUUAAUAAUCAUAUGAAACAGAAACAUGGCGAGAAGAAAGAAUUCUGUGUUGUCUGUGGCAAGAGGUUUGUGUUUAAAAAAGAUAUGAGAAGGCACUUGAAGUUGGUGCAUAAACAAGAGGAUUUAAAUUUUGAAAUUCAAGAUACUGUGUUUAAUAAAAAUAUUUAAAAAAUA